AUGCCCGAAACAACCAUCCAUGCUGUGAUCUUAUGUCCGAAAUCACUUCAAUUAUGGAGGAGGAGUGGCUGCCAUGACGCUCUCCCUUUCACUUCAUCAGACUCCUUUGGUGAGGUGCUUCUAGGUUGGGCUAAAAAUCUCUCGGCUGAGGUGUUCCAGAAAUGCUUGUUCCUCACUUGGUUCAUAUGGUUUCGUCGCAAUAAAUUGGUAUUUGAAAACGUGUGGGAUCCGGACGAAGCCAUCCUUCUCAGACACAGCAGGUUGGUAGCCGACUUCGGGGAGUAUACUGAACGAAUUUAUGGGGGGAUUUCUCCAUCUUCUGCCCCAGCCAGUAGGUCGAAAUGGGAUCCUCCUUCUUUCGGUCUUGUGAAGGUGAAUGUAGACGCAAAAAUUACUGAGGAUGGAUGGGUGGGACUAGAAGCAAAGGCAGCGCUGUUCGAGAUCAGGAAAGCUAAGGCUCAUGGGCUCAGAGAUAUUGUCUUGGAGGCUGAUUCCCUUGUGCUUGUCACAAAGAUGAAAAAGGGAUCCUUUUCCUUUGCGGCUAUUGAUGGUGUUUUAGAAGACAUUUCUUCCGUUAGUUCGGAUUUUUCAUCCAUAGUUUGGUCUCAUGUAAAACGUGAUGGGAAUUUUGUGGCUCAUCACUUAGCAAGGAGAAGUUAUUGGUUUACUUUUGGAUUUUGUACAAUGCUCCUUGGAGCAUUUACUUAA
Messenger RNA from Chenopodium quinoa (quinoa), 708 nucleotides. RefSeq lists its product as uncharacterized. Gene Ontology annotation, molecular function: RNA-DNA hybrid ribonuclease activity; nucleic acid binding. The transcript is spliced from 3 exons. Lineage: Eukaryota; Viridiplantae; Streptophyta; Magnoliopsida; Caryophyllales; Amaranthaceae. The coding region runs from base 1 to 708 and encodes 235 amino acids. The record is from RefSeq and is a predicted model, not a curated record.